Messenger RNA from Protopterus annectens (West African lungfish), 6164 nucleotides. RefSeq names its product integrin subunit alpha 4 (gene ITGA4). Gene Ontology annotation, molecular function: integrin binding. Lineage: Eukaryota; Metazoa; Chordata; Ceratodontiformes; Protopteridae. Gene Ontology annotation, cellular component: integrin complex; external side of plasma membrane. Gene Ontology annotation, biological process: cell-matrix adhesion; integrin-mediated signaling pathway; cell adhesion mediated by integrin. The transcript is spliced from 28 exons. The record is from RefSeq and is a predicted model, not a curated record. Bases 148 to 3348 code for a protein of 1066 amino acids.
UUGAGAAAGAGAGAGAGCCUGUUGUCAACUAACUUUAAUUGGACUCUUCCUGUCAGUGAUCACUACUGUUCGUAAGCUCCACUAGUCCACACUGGUACACACGGGGACUAAUGCAUUAUUCAGUCAAAUAAGUGCGUUUUUCUUAAGAUGAAAUCGAAACGUUUUCUAAAUAGACUGAUGUGGAUUUCUUUUCUCAGAACUCUGAUUUCUAACUGCAUUUGGAGUAUUGUGAGUUUAUGGCUUUUUCUUGGUCUUACUGUCGCUUACAAUUUAGACAUGGAGCAUCCUUUAAUGUAUAGCGGACCCAAUGGCUCUUUAUUUGGUUACUCAGUCCAGCUACACUCUCAUGAAAGUGUAAAAUGGCUUCUUGCUGGAGCCCCAAAGGCAAACUGGUCAUCGAGCACUUCAAUUAAAAAUCCUGGUGCAAUUUUCAAAUGCAGUGUUGAAGACAACCCCGAGAUGACUUGUGAGCAACUACAUAUAGGUGAGCCACCAUUUGAAAUUUGUGGAAAGACGUGUAGAGCAGAAGCAGAUGCUCAGUGGUUUGGAAUCUCUCUGUCAAGACAACUAAAAGAAAAUGGAGACAUUUUGGCCUGUGGUCAUCGAUGGAAAAAUAUAUUUUAUAUGAAACAUGAUAAGUUACCCCUUGGAAUUUGUUAUAGAAUCCCAUCUAAUCUGGAAACAAGUAUGAGUCGUAGAUUAUGUCCAUGUUAUCAAGAUUAUCAUCGAAAAUUUGGUGAACAAUAUGGUUCAUGUCAAGCAGGAAUAUCUAGCUUUUUUACACAGGAUUUAGUUAUUAUGGGAGCCCCCGGCGCUCACUAUUGGACUGGUGCUAUCAUGAUGACAAAUAUAACUGAUAAUAUGUCUUAUCGUUUAAAUGAUAAUGAAGGUGCUGUCAGAUUUGGAAGUUAUCUAGGCUAUGCAGUAGGUGCUGGUCAUUUUGUUAGCCCAAGCAGCACUGAGAUUAUAGGAGGAGCACCCCAACAGGAACAGACUGGUAGGGCAUACAUUUUCAGUUACGAAAGAAACAAGUUGAAAAUACUGUUUGAAGAUAAGGGUAAAAAGAUCGGAUCAUAUUUUGGUGCUGCUGUUUGUGCUGCAGAUCUAAAUGCAGAUGGCCUUUCUGACUUGCUCAUUGGUGCUCCAACGUACAGUACAGUCAGAGAAGAAGGAAGAGUAUAUGUGUAUAUAAACAACGGCAAUGCUAAAAUGAAUGAGUCUUUCAUAGAGUUGUCCGGAAGUGACAUGUAUGCAGCAAGGUUUGGAGAUACCAUAAGCAACCUUGGAGAUAUUGAUAACGACGGCUUUGAAGAUGUAGCAGUUGGGGCACCGCAUGAAGAUGAUCUUCAAGGAGCUGUUUAUAUCUACAAUGGGAGGAAGAAUGGGAUAUCCCAUUCUUUUUCACAAAAAAUAAAGGGACAGCAAGUCAGAAAUGGACUCAGCAUGUUUGGGCAUUCAAUAUCUGGUGGUAUAGAUAUUGAUGGCAAUGGAUACUCAGAUGUGGCAGUUGGUGCUUUCUUGUCAGAUUCUGCAGUGGUGUUAAGGACUCGGGCAGUUGCAAUUGUUGAGGCCUCUAUGGAUCUACCUGAAUCAUUCAAUCGGAGUAUAAAAGAAUGUUUUCUGUAUGGACAGCCUACAGCCUGCAUGAACCUGACUCUUUGUUUUAAAUAUAGAGGCAAAGAAGUCCCUGGCCACAUAGUUUUGUUUUAUAAUCUGACUGCGGAUAGUCAGAGGACUCCAGACAGACUCAGCAGGUUUUAUUUUAUAACAAAUGGAACAUCAGAUGUAACAUCGGAUCGUGUGAAUAUUAAACAUACAGCUGAAAGUUGUAAAACCCAUCGUGCAUAUAUAAGGAAAGACGUGAGGGACCUUCUAACUCCAGUACACUUUGAAGCUACAUAUCAGCUUGGGGAUCAUAUUGUGCCCAGUAAAGACAGUAACCAGCUAUCACCUCUAAAGCCAAUCCUACAGCAAAGGGAAGGAGAGAUAAAUGCCAUCAGAAACAAGACUAUAUUCGCUCGAUAUUGUGUCUGGAAAAAUUGUUCUGCAAAUUUAAAGGUGCAGGGAUCCUUUGCAGUUCCAGGGAUGGAGAACAAAUCUUACCUUACUGUUGGAGCUGUAAAGGCACUCAAGUUGAAAGUGUCCCUCAUGAAUGAUGGAGAUGAUGCAUACAAUACACGACUUUACAUCACACUUCCCAGAAAUGUCUACUUCAGUAGAAUUUUAGCAUCAGAUGAAAGCUAUAUUAGCUGUGAAGCUAAUGACUCAUAUUCGGAGACAGGUGUAAUGCUUAAUUGUCAUGUUGGAAAUUUCUACUUGGAAUCUCUAUCAAAGACUGAUAUUAGCUUCCUUCUGGAUACCAGCAAGCUUAUCCGAGCAGAAAAUUUUGACAUCUUAAUUAAUGCAACCUGUGACAAUGAAAAUCUUGAUAUUCAGCAAGAUAAUUUGGCCUUUGUUUCAUUUCCCCUGAGGCAUGAAGUUGAUCUACUUGUGACAGGGUCAGUGUCACCACAGUUAGUUGUUUUUGAAGAUGAAAGCAAUCUACCUGUUGAGUGCAAAGUGGACAAAGUUGAUUUCACAUUCCAUGUAGUAAACAGAGGACCAAGUAUAGCUCCACAUACAAAGCUGCAGAUUAUGAUACCUAACGCUGUUGUACCAGUGGACGCACAACUAUGUGACAUUCAAAAUGUAAAGACUACUGUUGGUGAUUGCCAAAUUAUAGAUGAGAAUUUUAUUCCAAAUGAUUUUGAUGACUGCACUACAGUAAACAAGUCAACGACCUUUCUUGAAGAUGUAGUAGAUUUUUUCAGUAGUCCUACCAGACGUAUUAUUCACUGCUCUGCAGAAGAUGCUAGGUGUCUGCAAGUAAUUUGCAUGUUUGGUGAAAUAGAAUCUGGAAUGGAAGCAACUGUAUAUGUUUACAUGAGAAUAAUUCCCCAAAGAUUAAGUGUAGCAAGAGCAACAAAGGUUCCUAUAAUUUCAUCUGCUACAAUAUCCUCAAUGGAUGAUGCCAAAACAAUCCCUAUUAAUGGUAUACAGACAGUACAGGUUAUUCUAGAAGGUCACAAGCUUCAAAGGAUAAGUGGAGUUAAAGCAAAAUUGAUUACUAUCGGCAGUUGCGUCAUUGGUAUCUUCCUGUUUCUGCUAAUUACAUAUAUUCUUUGGAAGUGUGGUUUCUUUAAAAGAGCAUAUAAAGACAGAUGGAAAAAAGAAGACGAAGAAGAAGAAGAAGCCAUUCUGAAGAACCCAAGAAGUUCACUGGUUCUGAAACAAGAUCCAUUUCAAACAGAUCCUGAUUUUCAGUAUGAAAAAACUGACAACCAUGAAUUUCUUCGAAUGUUUCAAUAACUGAAGAAACAGACAAAAAUAUCACAUUUUGAGAUGAACAAUGGAAAUGCUUUUUGCAUUUACCUACAGUACCAGUGAUGUCUUGUCAGUAUUAAUAAUCUGUCCACUUUAAUUGAAAAUGUAUUGGAAGAAUGAAGAAAGAAGAUGUUUUCCAAUGAAUUUAAACUUCAGAAUACCAAACCAACAAACAAGUAAAUACAAAAACAAAAACAACUGAAAAUAUCAAGGAAAAUUUUGAAGUAAUACGUUAGGAGUAACACAUAUGUUAAGACACCCGUUGAUUAGUAUUUGGUUAAGGAGGAAAAAUGUUAACCAACCACAGUGCUCUCAGAUAUUACAUGAACUGAAAUAAACACAAUUCAAUGGACAAGAUUAUACAGAUGAGCAUUAAAACUUAAAGAUUUAAAACAUACCUCAAUGAUAAAGCAUUUGCACCAUACAUAUUAAAUUAGUGCAAGAUACCCGCAGUCAUAGUUAUUUUUUCAAAGGUGAUCAAUAUUGUAUGUUCAUGUGCUUAACAAAUUACAAAGGUAAAGGGCCUGUGGAGCAUUAUCAUUGAAACCUAUGGCCAUUGUAAAUUAUGUUUGACUUGUUUUUCAGGAGCUACUGGUUGCACUAAAAUGCCUAUCAUUUGUUUCUGUUUAUAGCAUUAUGGAUUAAAGAGUGUGAGAGAAAGAGUGUAUGUGUGUGUAUGUGUGUGUGUGUAUGCGUGUGUGCGCGUGUGCGUGUGUGUGUGUGUGUGUGUGUGUGUGUGUUUUUGUAUCUAUAUACAUGCAGUUACAUAUAAGUAUGUAAGAAAACACCUGUAAUCCUGGGUGAAAAAGUUGAUCAGCAGCCAUUUCAUCAAAUGCAGCAUAUUUGAAAGCACUAAAACUGAAGGCAAAUUACAAAUUUGAAGACAAUUUUGAUGAAAGCACAUUAGUUGUUAGAACAAAAAUUGAAUUGCAUAUGCUGUAACAUACCACCUUUACCAUUCAGGACGAAGUACCUACUGUCCUGAAACUUAACCCUACCUGUAGGUAACCAAAAUUUACACCUUACAGCUGACCAUCCCUGACCCUAGUUGUAACUGACAGUCACUGACUUAUGCACAUUUGAGGUAAGCAUUUUAUGAACUGUCUUUUCAUUCAUUAUGACAACCAAGCUGAAUUCAGCUACUUUGUGUCAGUGCAAUGUUGUGUUUUUUGCACUUGUUCCAUAUGCUUUUAAAUUGUUUCCAUCAAUUAAAAAUUAAUUCUCCUACAAUCAACUUGUAUGAUGUACCUUUCUUCCCAUCUGAGGUUAGCCACCUCCACUUUCUGCUGUUAAACUUAAAUAUUGCCAUCCCAGCAGUUCAUUUGUACAGUUUUCCCUUAUUUGUCAUAUCCUCCGUUGUUAGUGUACAUGCAACAAUAUUGCAACACCUCUUCCAUUCAUUAUUCAUCCCCUUCUUUCCUUGUUAGUUUUUGCUGUUUUCUGCUUGUAUCUAUAUAUUUUUAUCUAUCCAUUACUGCUUGUAUCUAUCUAUUUUUAUCUAUCCAUUACCGAAACAAGUAAUCACCUCACCCUCAACCCAAAUAAAACCAAACUCUUGCUCUUUACACCCAAAAAAAGUACCACUAUUAAUAAAUCUGAAUUCAUCAUUUUCUCCUCCAACAAGACUUCCUUAGAGGUAAUUUCGUAUACCAAGUUACUUGGCGUAACCUUAGAUGACAACCUAACCUUUGAACAACACAUCCACAACACCAUCAAAAAAACACACCAAAAACUUGGUACCCUCUACCGACAUAAACACUUUUUAAACUACGCUACUAGAAAAACACUUACCCAAACUUUUCUCCUACCUUCUCUCCUCUAUGCUGCCCCCAUUCUGGCAAACAUCCAAUCGUCAUUAAAAAAUAAAAUGCAGAGCUGCUAUAACAAAAUUGCUAAAUUUGUGACCAGGGCAAAACAUUUUUCCCAUCUCUGUCAUUCAUUACAAUCCCUGAACUGGCUAGACCUCCCACAAUACCUCACAUACAUACAACUAUCUGCAGCACACAGAUUUAUCUAUAAUUCCCCCAAAUGCCCAGCCCUUGCUUCACUUCUGAGUCUUUAUCAACCAAACUGACCUCUAACAUCUGAAAAUCAAUCACUUAUCCAAGUUAAGAGACCAAAACUCCCUGCAGGCCACUACCUUUACUCUUUCACUGUAGCUAAACUCUGAAAUGCCCUUCCACCUUCUCUCUGGUCUAUAAAUAAUGCCCCAUCAUUCAAAAAAUCUCUUUACCAACAUCUCUCCUCUCAUUGGCUAUGCCCUUGCACCAUCCCAAUUCCUCAGUCACCUGAUUACUAACCUGACUCAUCUCUCAGAUAUCCACACUCUUCUUCACUCUCCCUAUUGUGCACUCAUCCUUAAUCACAGCACAGUGUGCCUCACCCUGCCUCACAUGGUGUAAAUGCAGAUUAUCAUUAUCUGUCUGAUCUAUUGAAUACCUUGCUAAGCAUCCAAGUCUUCCAUAAAAUAUAGCAAUACAUUGUCUAUGUUACAAUGUUGCUUCUGACUCUUAUGUUGUUAGUCUUGUAUAUUAUCAAAUGCUGUUAUUAACUUUCUAAACAAACUCUUUAUUAUGUACAUUGUUUUUGGAGUUUUUCUCUCCGGGCCUCCACUGAAAAUGGGUUCACACAAGCCCACUGGACUUUCCUGGUUAACAACAGCAAAUAUCUUUUCGCAGGUCUUGCUGCAAUGCCUUCUGUCCUUUUUCUUAAUCUUUCAGGUAAUGAUUUUAACUUCGGUAGCCAUGAACCUCUGCAGCUUUGGCUUAUUCUCUUCCCACUGCAUGUACCCCACACUGCUG